AUGAGGGUUAACGCAGAAAAAAUUCCUCUCGAAACGGAUCAAGGAAUCAUAGAGAGCGAAGAAAGAAGAUGGGGUCUACCUUUGCGAGAAGUAUAUAAACACGGGCUGUCUUUUUACAAAGAUAAAGAUGGAAAGGCUAUGCACUUGAGUUAUGAAGACAAGCUGAAGCUAGUAGCAUAUACACAGCAAGCAGCUCAUGGUCCAUUGGAUGUAACCUCAGCUUCACCAUUAGGAGUUCUAGAUGUCAUUGGAAGAGAUAGAAGGGCGGCAUGGCAAAACCUUGGCCAAAUGUCUCAAAUUCAAGCUAUGACAGGCUUUGUACACACUCUGGAUAGAUUGUGCCCAUUGUUUAGACCUUACUUGGAAGCAAUUCAAAAAGAUAUGGAAUCAAAAAUACAGGAGGAGAUAAUUAAAGAAAGAGAAGAAAAAAGCCACAAAGAUUUGGAAAACAGAAUUAUUCUGGAGAAAGAGAAACAACAGUGCAACAAAUUAACUGAAGACCAACAAGUGCAAAGAAUAAAAGAUGCACUAAAUGUGCAGUCUUAUGACCAGUUUUUGGAGUAUGCUCGACAGCAGUUUCCAGGCAACUUUGACCAACAAGCUGUGCUAAUACGUCAGCUGCAGGAUCAACAUUACCAACAAUAUAUUCAACAGCUUGCUGUUGAUGAGAGAUUAGCAAAGUCAAAUAUUUCUUGUAUUGAGGACAAAGAAAAUAUUGAAGUGACAAAGGAUUGUAAUUCAAAUGAUACAGAGAAUGUUGUUGAUAGCAAAGCAAUGCAAACAACAGAAAAACCUGAAAUACAUGAUUAUAAUGAUGAAUCAAGGGAAGAUGAUGGAGAAUCGGAAAUUGAUGAUGGCUUACCAGCAGUUGAAGAGGCUCGUAUGUGGACUCGUAGUGAAGUUGAUGAGUUUAAAGAAUCAGCUCGGGCAAAUGGAGGAAUGCUAACAGUAGGGCAUGGGGAGACAGUGACAAUACGUGUCCCUACUCAUUCCAGAGCUCGGUCCAUAUGUUGGGAGUUUGCUACUGACCAUUAUGAUAUAGGUUUUGGUCUUCACUUUGAAUGGAGCAAGUCAACUACAUCAGAAGUAACUGUACACGUGUCGGAGUCUGAUGAUGAAGACGACGGCGAUGACGAUGAUGAUGCAGACGAAGAGUAUACAAUACAAAAUAGCACAGAUCCGGAAGUAGGUUCCGGCAAACGAGUGCAAAACACACCGCGGCCUCUUGUCAGUCUUAUUGUACCUAUAUACAGGCGUGAUUGUCACACUGAAGUGUAUGCAGGAUCUCACACCUACCCUGGCGAAGGCGUUUAUUUACUCAAAUUUGAUAACACAUAUAGUCUAUGGCGGUCAAAAACUCUAUAUUACAAAGUAUAUUACAUACAAUAG
Molecule: messenger RNA, 1389 nt
Organism: Pieris macdunnoughi
Lineage: Eukaryota; Metazoa; Arthropoda; Insecta; Lepidoptera; Pieridae
Source: the annotation of a GenBank genome assembly